This is a messenger RNA of Syngnathus acus (greater pipefish), 2842 nucleotides long. It is a transcript of the gene tmem214, whose product is annotated as transmembrane protein 214. NCBI's taxonomy places the organism in Eukaryota, Metazoa, Chordata, Actinopteri, Syngnathiformes, Syngnathidae. The transcript has 17 exons. Gene Ontology annotation, cellular component: endoplasmic reticulum; Golgi apparatus. The coding region runs from base 117 to 2168 and encodes 683 amino acids. The record is from RefSeq and is a predicted model, not a curated record.
AGAGACGUGGCAGGUUGACGUUCAUAUCACUACUACUCACGCAGCCUCUUCAUUCAAGUGACAGACAGCAAGCUGUGUUGAGACUCGAAACUGAACACCUGAUCGGGACUGGAAUCAUGGCCUCGAGUGAUGGUGCGUUCGGCAAAUGGGAGGUGGUGAAGAAAGGCAAAAAAACUACUCCGGUAGGUGGAAAAGCCUCAGCGGAUAAGAAAGGCAACCCAGUGAACAGAAAAGCUCUCGGGGAGUCCAACCUGCCAUCCAGACAUCCCUCAGUGAUGUCAGUGACGUUGUUUGAAGCCUUCGAGAAGAUCACAAAGAAGCAGAACAAGGAGCAAGUUCCGCCUAGUCAGCCUCCAAAACAGAAGUCCUCUACGAUGAAACCAUCCAAGAAGUUGUCUCCCAAAGGUGCACACCCCCUUGCCACUCACAGGACUCUGGAAGAGGCCUUCAAAGCGCUGGAUCUCGUCGACUUGAAAGAACAGUUGGCAAAGAGUCAGUCUAUGUUUCCCAAAAACCCCUCGGUGUGGGCCAAAGAUCUGGCGGGGUACCUCAACCUCAAGCUGACGGCACCAAUGGCGGAGCCGACCCUCUGCAGCUACGCUCACGACUACCCAUACUGUCUCUCGAGCAAGGAGCUGAAGGCCGUCAUUAAAGACAUUCUUGGCAGUUGCAGUGACUCCCUGACUGAUUUCUUUGACCACUGUCUUUACACUAUGCUCCGACAACUGGAGAGACAGUCAGGUGAGCCACUACACGGAUACAGACUUUGCAUUCAAGCAAUCCUGCAAGACAAACCCAAGCUGGCAACUCAGAACUUGCCCGAGUAUUUGGAGUUGCUGCGGUCGGUGCAGAAUCAUCCCGCUAAGUGUUUAACCAUCAUGUGGUCUCUGGGUCAAGCGGGCUUUUAUGACCUGAGCCAGGGACUCAAAGUAUGGCUUGGUAUCAUGCUUCCUGUCCUGGGGGUGAAGUCGCUCUCCUUGUAUGCAAUUGCCUAUUUGGAGAGGCUGCUACACCUCCAUGCAAAUUUGACCAAAGGAUUUGGCAUCAUGGGUCCGAAAGAGUUCUUCCCCUUGCUGGAUUUUGCCUUCAUGCCCAAAAAUGCUCUCUCACCAAGUCUCCAGGAGCAGCUGAAGCGUCUUUACCCCCGUCUAAAGGUCUUGGCGUUCGGAGCCAAACCCGAGAGCACCUUGCACACGUACCUGCCGUCGUUCCUGUCAAGAGCCACACCGCACUGCCCGAGAGAAAUGAAGAAAGAGUUGCUCAACAGCAUGACGGAGUGUUUGUGUGUGGAUGUUCAGAGUUUAGGGGUGUGGAGGCAGCUCUACACCAAACACUUAGCUCAAUCCAGUCUGUUGCUGAACCAUUUGUUGGGCUGCUGGAAUACUCUACCACCAAAGCUGAGGAAGAAUCUUGAGGAAACAAUUCAAUCUUUCAAAGUGACCAAUGAAGAGAUGCAAGAAAACAACCACUCUCAGGACCUUAAUGACUGCAAUAAUCUAUGUCAGAGUCUCCAGGUGAAGAUGCGUGGACACGGCUUCCCCUGGUCAAAGCUACUGUUGGUCCUGUUAGUGUUUAUGGCCGCUUUCUUCGUUCAGGACGUCCGAUUUCACGGCUCCUUUUCUAAUUCAGCCACAGCUAGGCGGCUUCACAGCUGGGGUGUGACGGCCGUUUCUCAGCAGGCAUGGAGCAAAAUCUCAGUCUACUCUAAGCAGGGUUUCAGCUGGCUGGAGUCAAACACGCCUUAUUAUUACUCCAAGACCGUGGGGGCUGUGGGACCGCUGUUAGAACAAGGCCUGGAGAAAACCAAAACGGCGGCGCUCGUCAUCUCUGAAAAAAGCAAUCAUGUCAUCGUGUGGGUCAAACAAAACAGCCCGCUGCUCAUCGAAUGGGUGAAGACAAACACGCCUGACAGUGUAUACGACGUUUUGGCUUAUCUAAAAUCACUGCUCCUCUUCCUCCACCAAAAAUUCAUCUUGCCAGCAUUUACGUUCUUAAUUGACCUGCUACAACAAGCAUGGACCAACCUUCAAAAAUCCUGCAAUGGUGACGUAUCUGUCUCAUGUCUGAGAAAUCACGCGUUGUCCUUCACCAAUUCAACAUGGCGGCUGCUCCAACAUACGACCUCAGCCAUCACGACGUGGGCUCAGGAGCUGCUGACUCCAGCGUAACAUACAACUGUUCCAUGUACAGAACACACUUUCACAAUAAUUAAAGACACAAGGCCACCCUGUUUAAGGUUGCCUUUCAACCGCGGCAGUUCCUCUCUUGAAUUGUGAUUGGACACUGCACGGUCAAAUAACUAACGUCUGUAAGUUGUUUUUGACUACUUUUUUUUUUUUUUUUUUAAAUCAGAAAACUCAGAGUGUUUAGUGCAUACGUGUUUUUGUUUCUACCAAUCCUUUUUAAGUCCUUGAUGCAGACAUAAAUAGAUUUUUUUUUUUUUUUACUGUGAACGUGAGGUUAUAUCGGAAAAGCACUGUAUGAAAACUGUCAAAGUGCUUGGAAAUGACCAAAAAUCUUUUCUUAUACCUGGCCUCAUCACAUUCAUCAUGCAAAUAUGGCCAAACUAAUGUUAACUGUUGUGAGGCAGUGUAUGUAAUGAGAUGUUGCUGUUAGAUGGUUCCAGGCAGGAUUGUCCAUUGUCACAUUUGUCUGGAUUCUUAUUCCCAGGACCUUGAAGGAAUGCUGAGCAGUGUUCUAGGCCCUGUGGCAGUAUAACAAUGUCACCAACAUUUUGGACGAGCUGAUCCUCUUCAUUGAAUUCACGUGAAAGACAUUUGGAUGGAUGUGGAAAAGUUAUGUCUUAUGUCAAUAAUUGAUUUGUAAUAAAGACUUAAUUUCA